GUGUUACCAACUGUCAAAUUUGUUGAAAAUAUGGCAGAUGAAAACAUUCCGCAAAAGAAAGAAGAAUCUAAAAAAAAGCACUUUAAACGCCCCAAUAAAAAUUAUGCUGUGAAAAAACGACUACCAGUAAGACCAAUCGAAGGAAACAAUGUUAUAUUCAUUACCAAAAAAACUAAUUUUAAGGCACAGCUAGAUAAAUGCUGCGAUCUUCUAACAAAGGGUGAAAAGGAAAUCAUAUUACACGGUCUUGGAGCUGCUAUUCAGAGAUGCUGUAACUUGGCAUUGCAACUGGAGAUAUUAUUCUCUGGGACUUGUCAAAUUGAAGUCAACACUGGCACUGUAGAUUUAGUUGAUGAUCUGGAACCACUGUCUGAUGAACUGGAUUUCGGCGCGCAAGUGAGGCACUCGUCAUCUAUCCACAUUAGGGUAUUCCGGACUGCAAUGCUUGGUGCAAAUCAAAGUUAAUAAACAUAGAAAUGUUUUUUAAAUUGAAUGAAAUUGUGCAAUGGAUUGGACUGACUGUGUUUGAGAUAUGGAUAAACUUGAUAACUAUAACUAUAUUCUCAGUGCUAUUAGCAUUAAAGGUAGAUGGAGUGGUAAAUAGUGCUUGGUGGACCAUAUUUGCACCUUUGUUUGUAAGUGAUGCAAUGAAUGCGUACUUCUGCUGUAUUGUAUGUAUUAGAAUGAAUCUAGAGAACUCCUACAAAGCUUCUAUGUAUAGAGCAUCUUGGAGUGCAAUAUUUCUAGGUUUAACCUUUGUUUUUAAGUUUUUAUUGUGUAGAAAGCUACAGGGAGAUUCAGCCAUAGAAUACAGUGAAGUAUUUGCACCUUUGUUCAUAUUACUUCAGUUAA
Ostrinia furnacalis (Asian corn borer) is the source of this 852-nucleotide messenger RNA. It is a transcript of the gene Tm, whose product is annotated as Tm protein. The transcript has 3 exons. Lineage: Eukaryota; Metazoa; Arthropoda; Insecta; Lepidoptera; Crambidae. Gene Ontology annotation, molecular function: nucleic acid binding. The coding region runs from base 31 to 465 and encodes 144 amino acids. Gene Ontology annotation, cellular component: ribonuclease MRP complex; endoplasmic reticulum; nucleus. Gene Ontology annotation, biological process: intracellular calcium ion homeostasis; tRNA 5'-leader removal. The record is from RefSeq and is a predicted model, not a curated record.